Molecule: messenger RNA, 1934 nt
Organism: Eutrema salsugineum
Lineage: Eukaryota; Viridiplantae; Streptophyta; Magnoliopsida; Brassicales; Brassicaceae
Product: transcription termination factor MTERF4, chloroplastic
Exons: 2
Coding region: 107-1705 (532 amino acids)
Biological process (GO): regulation of DNA-templated transcription
Molecular function (GO): double-stranded DNA binding
Source: RefSeq, a predicted model, not a curated record
AGAGUGUGAUGAGGAUUCUCCUGUAAAAAAAACCUUACCCGCUCCUCUAAAACCCUCAUCUUCUCCGAUUAUCUUCCCUCAUCGCCGGUACAAAUCGGGGAAAAGAAUGAAGAUUAGGUUCUGUAGCGGCUUCACGAAACCUGGGUUUUUGCUAGUUCACUUUGAGCCACCAUCUUUUUUCUCCGUUAAAUCACGGUCACUCUUCGAUUCCACUUAUGGCAACUUGUGCAACCACAAGAAGAGACCUGGAAUCGGUCUAAGAGCCCAAUGCGCUAUUGCAAAUCGGAGAUUUACUUCGCGUUCCGUUGAUUCGCCGAGAAGGGAAAGGUCUCGUUCUUCUUCGGGAAGGGAUAAGGAUAAAGGGAGAGAUUCUCAGUCUUUGUAUAGUCGUCCGAGUUUGUUAGAGAUGAACAAGGAGAAAGCUGCUAAUCGAGCUAGGGUUUAUGAAUUCUUGCGUGGGAUUGGGAUUGUUCCUGAUGAGCUUGAUGGGCUUGAACUCCCUGUAACAGCUGAUGUGAUGAAAGAGCGUGUAGGUUUUCUUCACAAGUUAGGGCUUACCGUCGAAGAUAUCAACAAUUACCCUCUUGUGCUUGGUUGUAGCGUGAAGAAGAACAUGGUCCCUGUGCUAGAUUAUCUCGGGAAACUAGGUGUGAAGAAAUCGACCUUCACCGAGUUUCUUAGAAGAUACCCGCAGGUUCUUCACUCUAGUGUUGUUAUAGAUCUUGCACCGGUGGUCAAGUAUCUCCAAGGACUUGAUAUUAAACCCAGCGAUGUACCUCGUGUGCUUGAGAGGUACCCAGAAGUUUUAGGCUUUAAGCUGGAAGGGACUAUGAGCACAUCGGUCGCUUAUUUGGUCGGUAUAGGUGUAGCUAGGAGAGAGAUUGGAGGUAUUUUGACUCGAUACCCGGAGAUCUUGGGAAUGCGCGUAGCUCGAGUAAUUAAGCCUCUUGUGGAGUAUCUUGAAGGUCUUGGUAUUCCGAAACUGGCUGUAGCUAGGUUGAUUGAGAAACGGCCUCACAUUCUCGGGUUUGAAUUGGAUGAAACGGUGAAACGAAACGUGCAAACACUGCAAGAUUUCAAUGUCAGAGAAACAUGUCUUCCUUCUAUAAUUGCACAGUAUCCUGAAAUCAUAGGAAUCGACCUGAAACCUAAGCUUGAGACGCAAAGGAAGCUGCUUUGUUCAGCCAUCGAUCUAAAUCCAGAGGAUCUCGGCUCGUUGGUCGAGAGAAUGCCGCAGUUUGUUAGCCUCAGUGAGUCACCUAUGCUAAAGCACAUUGCUUUCCUCAAGGAGUGGGGAUUUUCUAUCGAUCAAACGAGGGAAAUGGUGAUCGGGUGUCCUCAGGUUCUAGCUUUGAACCUCGGAAUAAUGAAGCUCAGCUUUGAAUACUUCCAAAAGGAAAUGAGAAGACCUCUUCAAGAUCUUGUGGAUUUUCCCGCGUUCUUUACCUAUGGGCUCGAGUCCACGGUUAAGCCGAGGCAGAAGAAGAUAUCCAAGAAGGGAAUCAAAUGCUCGUUGGCUUGGAUGCUUAACUGCUCCGACGAGAAAUUCGAACAGAGAAUGAGCUACGACACGAUAGAUAUUGAAGAGGUAGAAUCUGAUCCAUCUUCUUUUGACAUGAGUACGUUGAUGCAACCUGAAAGAGAGGAGGAAUCUGAUUCCGAGUACGAGGAAGAAGAAGAUGAUGAGGACGAGGAGUUUGCGUAACCGUAGAAAUCGAAGCAAUGCACAAAAUGGUCCAAAUGCUAACAAUGCAGGCAAAUGAAUCGAAGUAAAAGUUUUGGAAAGAUGAUUGCUUUGAAUUCGAACAGAUUCUCUGUCGUUGUACUUGUAACGAAUUCUUUGUUCAAGUUGAUAGCAGAACAAAUGUACCAGAAUGUAAUGUUAUUACCCAUAAUUACCAAACUACCCUCAGGGGCAAAUCAGUAAUAUUGAC